Emericellopsis cladophorae is the source of this 1386-nucleotide messenger RNA. RefSeq lists its product as uncharacterized. NCBI's taxonomy places the organism in Eukaryota, Fungi, Ascomycota, Sordariomycetes, Hypocreales, Bionectriaceae. The transcript has 2 exons. The record is from RefSeq and is a predicted model, not a curated record. The coding region runs from base 1 to 1386 and encodes 461 amino acids.
AUGGGUCUCCUCCCACUCACAUAUACGCGCCCCAAGUACGUCCCUCAAGAAUCUUUCAGCGGGGUCAGCAUAGCUACGACCGACGAUGGCGGCAGCGACAAGGAGAUCUCGCCUCGCAGUGAUGUCUCCGUCCGUUCUGGCCAGUCCGGCCAGUCCGGCAUCCCCGACUCCCUCACCUUCGACCGUAUCAUGAACGGUGGCACUUGUCCGCCCAUGACGCUUCGCGACUUUAUGAACUACCUCGUGUACAUUGAGCACUCGGCCGAGAACCUCCAGUUCUUCCUCUGGUACAAGGACUACUGCCGCCGCUUCGAGGCCAUCCCCGCGAGCGAGAAGGCGCUCGCCCCGGAAUGGACACUCGCCAUGCACGAGGACACGGUCGCCAAGAUCCGCAAGGGCACAGCCGACAAGCGGCGCCCCGAGGUCGACGUCGCCCAGCAAAUCUUCAAGGGCAGCGACUUUGACAAGCAGGCGGGCGAGGCCUUCUCGCCCCCGUCUCACCUCCACGUGGCGGACCACCAGCCCCUCCGCACGCCACCCGAUAGCAGGCACUCGGAGCAGACGACGUGCUACGCGCCCUCGAGCAGCGGCACGACCGACUACAAGGCGCAGGCCUCGGAUGCGUUCCACUCCGCCGGCGCGACGCAGCCCUUUACCAUCCAGCCGUUCCGCGACGAGAUCAACCGCGUGAUCGCGACGUACAUCAUGUACAGCAGCCCGCGGCAGCUCAACCUCUCGUCGUGGGAGCAAAAGGCGACGGUGCAGGCCCUGUCGCAGACGACGCACCCGACCGCCCUGCGCGACCUGGUCAAGAGCGUGGAGAGCAGCCUCCGCGGCCAGUCGCACCCCAACUUUGUCCGCUGGAGCAUCUGCAACGGCAACCCGGCGCGCGUCACCUUUGCCCGCGGGCUGGGCCUGUUCCUCAUCGUGGCGGGCUUCGCCAUGGCCGUCGUGCUGACGCUGAGCAGCCUCGGGCGCGGCUACAGGGCCUUUGCGGCCCUGGCCUGGGUCCUAGGCAUCAGCACCCUCGUGGCGGCGUGGAAGGGCAUGUGUGUCGUCCUGCACGGGCUGCACCACCGGCACAUUCGUCCGUGGGAGCUGUUUGAGCAGGAUGACGCGUCCAUGGCGGAGGAGGAGGAGAAGCUGUCCAAGGAGAGCUUUGAAUCGUUUGGGUCCAGCAACAGCUACGAGGACGAGCCGUGGGUGGUCAAGUACCAGAAGAGGAACGUGGUGAGGAAGAUUUUUGACCGCGAGAUCUGGGUCCAGGAGCCGGCGCUGCGACAGAUCCAGGAUACCAUCUUUGUGCAGGCGUUGCUGUCGGGGGCACUGGGCGGUGGCCUGUUGACUCUGGUGUUUGUGCUUGUGCCUGGGCCGAAGCUGUUUUGA